AUGAUAAGGUAUUCCUUGGUUGCGGUUACCUUUGCAGGUUUACUGCUACGAGUGGUGGUAGCGAACUCGAAUGCAAAGUUGAACAGAGAUGGUGCGUUGGCGCUAUGUAAGCUGACGGAUCUUGCUAAAACUGUCGGAGAUAAAAAAGCAGAUAAGAUUGGACGGGAUACUGAAGGCUUUGCACAUGGAUUGAAGCUCUGGUUGGACAGCUUGGACAGUUGGUUACAGACGCUACAAGACCCUGCACACAGUAACGAUGGCUAUUCGAAGCUUUCGGAUGCUGAUACUAAAAAAGUGAAGGACAUAUACGAAAAGGCAAAGGAUAAAUUAAAGGAGAAGCUGCCAGAAGCUAAAAAAUGGGGCGAUGAAGCAAAAAAACACUGCCAGGCUGUGACCGAGGCAGCAAAGAGGGCGCGAGGAUGGGGACUUGAUGAUGAGGGUCAAAAUUCCAGUGGACUUCAUCUAGUUUUAGAGUGGUACUGCGGGAAGAGGGGAGAAAAUGCACAGAGCACUAGCUGUGAAGGUAUUACGUUCAAAACCCAUUAUUCAGGGACGGGAAGGAAUACCAUUGAUUGCGAAGCAACGGGCUAUACGGCUCUCUUUUACUUACAUGUAUCCGCAGGGACGAUGAAACAAGCCUUAGAGGAUUGGGAGAAGAAGAAACCGAAAAAAAUAAGUGCUGACUACGAGAAAUGGAAAAGCGACUACGACUCAGCUGUGAAAAAAAUGGAAGAACUAGAAGAGUCACACGAACAAGGUAAAAAGACUCAUGAUGAUGUAUCUGGCUUUUACAAUGCAGCGUACGCUGUCCAUAGUGGGCUGAGUGCAGGCAAGCCACUCAGCGAAGUUUUGGUCGAAGCCAAGGAAGCAAGCAGAAAGGGUGCAAAAUUCACUAACCCUGGAGGUGCCGCUCCCGAAACCACACAGCGAGGGAUUGGCACUUCAACUGGAGAGAGUGGGGCAACAGAAACAACAGGAGGAACAUCAACAACAAUAUCAACAGGAACAGGAACAGGAACAACAAGUGGAACCGAACCAGAGGUCGUUGGAGCUGAUGCGGACUUCGGUGACCUCCUGGAGACUAGUGAUAGAUCAGCACUGAGCAGUAAGAUCAAGGAAAGCAAGGUAAUACUUAUGGCCGUUCUCAUACCUGUCGCUAUCCUCGCGAUUAUUACAGCCGUGGUGCUUGUGUUUGUGAGACGAAGAAGAGGUAAUGCUGAAGAUGUAAUUGAUGAGAAAGGUGAGGCAGUUUCUUCACCUGACAAAAAGGGUGGGGCAACCUCUCCAUGUUACAGGAAGGAAUGA
Molecule: messenger RNA, 1305 nt
Organism: Trypanosoma brucei brucei TREU927
Lineage: Eukaryota; Euglenozoa; Kinetoplastea; Trypanosomatida; Trypanosomatidae
Product: 65 kDa invariant surface glycoprotein, putative
Exons: 1
Coding region: 1-1305 (434 amino acids)
Source: RefSeq, a predicted model, not a curated record